This is a messenger RNA of Spea bombifrons (plains spadefoot toad), 4199 nucleotides long. RefSeq names its product MIS18 binding protein 1 (gene MIS18BP1). Bases 218 to 4189 code for a protein of 1323 amino acids. The transcript is spliced from 18 exons. The record is from RefSeq and is a predicted model, not a curated record. NCBI's taxonomy places the organism in Eukaryota, Metazoa, Chordata, Amphibia, Anura, Pelobatidae.
UUCAGCUUCAGUAGGAUGUGGCGUAAAACCAGAGGUUGACCAAUGGCUGUUCUAGACGCCGGAGCUUGAAAAGUCUAUAACGGCUGUUUGAAAACAACUGGCGGGGAGCUGGUGAAAAAUCAGAAUAUGAUCCCAACUGUGCAAUGAACCCUCGGAAAAGGCUUCUAUCUCACAUUCCCGCAACAAGGGUAAAGAACCCCGGUGACGUGUCUUUAUAAUGGCGAGCAGUCACCUCCUGGUACCUUCUUUCCAGGCACAGAAGACACAAGUCCACUCGGUUCCUCUGGAUAUUAUUCCGCCUAAUUCAUUGACUCCAUUGAAGGAAUUAAAGAAGUUGUACUACAAAAAGUCCUUUCGAUCAAGUUCUUUGGCCCAGAGUUCACCCAAGUCGAAAACGCUGCAGUCCACCUUAAUUCAAGAUGGCGGCUCGUGUGCUCCUGAGUUUCCUAACCUCAGUGUCAUAAAUCAGAGCAUUGGCCAGCCAAAAUUUGGAUCUUGUAAGCCCAAUGAAGACGCACAACAAAUGAAGGCCCUUCGCUUCCCUGAUGAGCCUGACUUUGUCCUGGAGUCGCCGGCAAAAAUAUUUCAAAGGAUGAAAGCCACCGGCGCCAAAGAUAGGCUUCUGAAGACUCCCAUGAAGAACAGGAUCUCGUCCAUUGUGAACUGUCAGCGGGACGUGCUAUUAACCCCUUUCUCUAAGACGUUUGUGUACGAUAGAAACCAAUGUCUGAAUAAUUUCCAUAGGAACGAUGACGAUGGCCAAGAAGCAGCUCCAGAUGACAGAUCCAAUUCCAGUGAUGGCUCUUCAAUCCCAGGUAAAAGAAUGGCGCCACACAUACAAGUGUGCAGGCCGCCUGGGCAAGCAGUGACGGCGACACCAACGAAGAUAUUUCUGUUAAUGAAAGAGGCAGCCCAGAAGAGACAAAGGCAAACGGUUGUCCAUGGUGGAGAUGGUUUUCCAGCACCAAGCACGGAAGAAUAUAACUCCAGCCCACCGCCACUGCACGCGGUGAAGCCGCACAAAGUCCUAAAGGGUCCCGGCGUCGAAGAAGAAUCUGUGGUGGGCAGCAGUUUCUGCAGCCCGGAAAAUGUCCUGGGGGAGAAGGGCAACGAGGCCGACGACGAAUUGUCUCAAAACAGCCAGACGAAUGUUUCACAAAGGGAAACCUUGACCCCCGAGGUGGCCAGACCCUCUUCUUCCACACAAUUGCUUGAGAAUGGGGACCCGCCGGUCGAAAAGAGAACUUUGGAGGAGGGUGAGCCAAGCCUCAUCUCGGACACCAAGAAGUUUCUCCAAAAAAUGGCAUCUGUUCCUUACAUGGAGCUGUGCGAUAUUUUGCUCACCUCGCCCAAGGUUCACAUACCGAGGAAACAAACGUCCAAAGAAAUAAAAGCCCCGGCUGACCUGGUUUCAGAAACAAAACCAGGGGAUGCGAAACGAGAGGCCAAGGGAGUGACGUUGACCGAUUGGGUUCUAAAAUUUAUCUCGGACAGUGGGUUGUGCGUGGAGGGAAAGCGCCCGGAUAUGGCGGGCAUAUACUGGCACAGCAGCGCGAUCGUAGAGCGCCUUCAGCACAAUCAGGUGAAGACGUUAUCAGGCCAGCUCUACGAACUGAAGGGAAAGCCGGAUCUGGCUGCCAUGAGGUUAGCAGGCUUCCCACCUGGCUUCAUUCAGAAGUUUAAGUCGGGUUUCCCUGUUGAUUGGAAGACUCACGUGGAUCAAUUCUUCCAGGGAAUGGGCAGAACCAGAAGACAAGCGACGCAGAAUGUUGAGCCAAAAAGUAAGAAAGAUCUUUCGAGGAAGAAUUUAAAGCCCGUCCAGCAAGAAAAGUCAAGUCAGAAAUCCAGCAGCCCUGAGUCACCUGGCAAUAAGAGGAAAAGAGAGAGAAACGGGCUGAUGAGGGAACUGGAAUCGCUAAAAGAGUCCAGCAAACCCAUCGCGGGUGGGAGUUCUUUGGACGCGGAGGAGAUUGACAACCUGACGUAUGACGUUUCACCCAAAGAGCGAGCAUCCAGAAGCAACCCUCCGACACAAAAGCGGCCGAACAAUGCAAGUAAAACAGAGACGGACAGUCCUGCCUUGCAGUCUCCGUUAUUUAGCACCACGGUCAGCCGCAGCGGUCGGACCAUAAAGCCCGUUUUGAAGUACUGGUGCGGCGAACGGCUUGUGGUUGAUAAAGAAUUCGAUGUUCGGAUUGAAGGUUGCGAAAGCCAGCUGCAGACACCGCAAUUAAGAAGAAGCAGCCGAUCUCAAUGCCAAACCAACCCUCGCAGCGUGCAAAGAUCCACAAGAAAAGGAAACUAUAUUUCAUCAUCAUCAUCAUCUGACGAAGAAGCAGAAGUUGGGGAUCGCCAAGCCAAAGUGAAUUCACAGAGGCCGCUACGUAUAGAAGCUGCAAGAAAGUACCCGAUCAGAUCCAAAACCAGCUCCUCUUCUUCUAGCGACCAGGCCGGAAAGCGCGUAAGCCCCGCCAUCCUGUCACCGGGCAGCAGGCACCCCGUUAUAGAGAGUGAUUCCGAAUCGGAUGCGCCCGAACAGAAAAAGAGAUCUGCCGCCCAGAAUCUUAGUAUGCGGAGGGCCGAGAACCCUCUGAGAUCCACCACAAGCAGCUCCUCGUCUGGUGGCAAGGGCUCGAGACGGGCGGACCCCGUAACCUCGUGGUCUAAUACGAGACACCCUGUACAAGACAAGCGGAUGGUCGUCAGCGACUUGAACACAGAAGAAACUGACGUUGAGGCCUGUAAUGAAAAAUCGCCCAUCGUCAUGCUCACCCCUUUAAUGUCUAAAACCCAUUUGAUUGAGAAGUGUUCCAAACACAAUCUCCGCUUCGAGAGCGUGGUGGAGAGCGCCACGGACAACAGCGUGUUCGAGAGCGGACCGGAUGCCGGUGAAUCCCAACCCGCGAUGACCGCAGUCAAUCACGAACCUAAAAACACUUCUCGGGUACCUUCCAACGCAACUUACUCUUUAUCUCCUGCUAAAUCGUCCGACGAGGGCAAGGAGGUCAUUGAUCUUUGUGUCAAAAGGAAACCAAGGGCAGCCAGGCCAGCGAAUGGCGUGGAGAAGCCGGACGUUUCUAGAAAGUAUUCGGAACGCGUGACUUCUCCGUAUAAAACAAAAGAAAGGUCCAGCUUUCAGAACAAUCUCACCCCGUUUAGGAAAGGGAAACCUACAUCCAUUCAGUUACAGAAUAACCUUGCAGGUUCAGAAGAAACGGAUGGAGAAAGAAAUGUGAACAUUAAGAGAGCAUCAAACAAGAAAAAUGAAGCCCGGUCCAAACGACUCACCCACAGGUCCAUGGCGGAGACCAAUGAGGAUGAGUAUCUGGCGCCAUCUUCGAUGAAGAAAAAACCUGCCCCUGGCAACUCUGCUUCGAAAUCAAAAAAUCAGCCGAGACAGAAGUCGACCAACUCUCUCCAAAAACCGGUCGGUGAAGAUGAAUGGACAGAGAAGGAAAACCAGAGGCUUUACAAGGCCGUCUCCUCUUUGCCGAAGCAUAAGAAGGGGUUCUGGCUGGAUGUGGCGAUGGCCGUGGGAACGAGGUCUGCAGAGGAAUGCCAGGAGGAAUAUUUUGAGAGGCAGCAGAAGAAGGGAUCCAAAGCGCAACCCAGAAAGAAAUCGGAGACGGCCAAAACGAAGGGGAAAGGAAGUGGUGCGGAAGAGAAGACCCUAAAAAUAACGGCAAAAGUGGGAACCCUCAAAAGAAAGCAACAAAUGCGCGAGUUUCUGGAUCAAAUCCCAAAGGAUGACCAUGACGACGUUUUCAGUGCUACGCCGUUCCAGCAAAAACGAGUAAAGCUCCCCACCUUACGCCAGAGCAACGAAGAUGAUGUCUUUCAGUUGGCUCAGACUGACCCGACGACUCCUUCAUCCACCGUUUUUCCCUUGGCUUACACCCCCCAGUGCGAUCACAUCAGCCCGGGCAUGCUGGGAUCUGUAAACCGAUCAAACGAUGACAAGUACAUGUACAGACUGCAGAAGGACACAAAGAGAAACCGCUUCAUGACGUACGACAAACUGAAUAAGCGAUCGGUUAUAAAUUCCCACACGACUCCGACCUCCAGGAGAACGUCUUUGUUAAGCAAAGGGUCGAAGGACACUUCCGUCAUUGGAAAACUGUUUGCAGCGGAGGAGCGGAUGCCAUCCGACGAGGAAGAGGAAGAUUUUUAUUUCAGUUCUUCUCCUUAAUCCUCUGCUU